CACAGCCAAGAUGGCAACUUCCAUGGUUCAGAGAAAUUUGCCUUAUGUAAAACAGCAAUUUACAGCGGCCCUGGGCAAUAGUAGUGUCGUUGUCAAAUUCAUAAGUGUAGCAGUGUUUGGCUGCUAUUUUUUGUCAUUCAGUGAGGCCGCCAUAUCAUAUACAACAGUCACUCCAGGUUAUGUUUUACCUCCGAACUUUUGGGUCUGGACCUACUUGACGUUCAGUUUCAUAGAAGCCCAUGUAUGGAUCAUGCUCUUUGAUGUGGCUGUUAUAGUAUUUUGUGGAAAACUUUUAGAACCGCUCUGGGGUGCCCUUGAAAUGUUAAUCUUCUAUCUACUGGUGAACAUUAGCGUAGCGGCGAUAACGACAAGUGUUUACGUUUUUGUGUAUUUUGUUUCAAAAAACGAAGAUUAUCUUUUCCAUACACACAUCAACGGUUUGGCCGGCUACAUAGGUGGAUUCGCUGUCGCAGUUAAACAGAUCAUGCCAGAUAACAUACUUGUUAAUUCGCCGUUUGGGAAACUACGGAACAGGCAUAUUCCCAUCCUAUUGCUAAUCAUUGCAAUCAUGCUAAGACUGGCUGGUGCGUUAGAUGGACCAUACCCAAUCAUGUUCGGCGCUGGAAUUCUUGUGAGUUGGACGUAUCUGCGAUUUUAUCAGAAGCACAGUAAUGGAAACAGAGGGGACAUGGCUGAUAACUUUACAUUUGCUAGUUUCUUUCCUGACACACUCCAGCCGGUCAUUGGUGUUAUUUCCAACACGAUAUUCAGCUUCUUAGUGAAGAUCAAAGCGUGUAAAAAACCGCAGAGGAAAUACGAUGUCAGUUCACCGACGACUAUAACUGUCAGCCUCCCAGGCACUGAUCCUCAGGAUGCUGACAGGAGAAGACAAUUGGCCCUGAAAGCAUUAAAUGAACGUCUUUCCAAAACGGAUCCACAGGUCAAUUGGCCAUCAAUGGACGAGGGUGAGGCCACCAAGAAGGAAGGAGAAAAAAGCAAAGAUAUUAAGGAAGGAUCGCCUUCUGCUUCAAAACUUCCUGUACCGGACUUUAAAGAGAAUGCCAAGCAUGUUGAUGAUGAUGUCGAGGUUGUAUGAAGUGAAAGGUUGCGGGACUGAGGUUUGCUGUAGUUGUAAUGAUGCGAUCUGAUAUCCAGAAGGAAGACUUUUAUAGACUCUGGUUAUGUUUAAAUGGGGGAUGUGGUCGAUCUCCAUGAUUAAAAGCAAAGUAUCCGAGAGAAACUUCCAUAGCUAUGCUCCUUUAACAAGAGUAUACUGAGGAGAUGGCCUGCUAAUUUGGGUUGCUGUAAAUAUGAAAUAUUAAAGGUGGACUAUAGGCAGAAGUUAAGGGGCCAGUUUGUCCUCUUUGAGUGACUAAUAUGCUAGGAGCAGGGUUGUGUUUGAUUCAGCAUAGAUACGAUGUGUUCUCAGUGUCAGAUGUGAGAGACCCCUAUUGGGGACUAGUGUAAGCUAAUUCUGACCUGUCUAGCUGCUGCCUCUAGACUCCCUUUAAGCUAAAAGCCAAAUGUUCUUGGAUGUCAAAUAUCUCUGAACAAUAUCGUAGAAUUUUUUAAUGUCUUACUGUAGCAGGAAGUCGGAGUUGCAGAAAGUGUUGCCAGGCAGAGAAUUGUGUAUAUUUUCAACUCCGUGUUUGUAUAAUUUAUUGAUACUGUCCUUAAACUUGGUAUUGAAUGCUUCACCAGGUAGUAAGAUUCAAGCAGGUGUUUUUGUAGAAAGUUUUUAUCUAAUCUGCAUCUCUACUGUUGUACAUAGGUAGGCAUGACUAAUUCUCUUUGGAAGGAUUUGGUUGGUAAGGGGAACUUUUUUGCAGUUAUUGUCCGGGCUUGUUGUGAACACAGAUUUCACUCAUUGGUACAUCAAAUAUUGCUACAUCUCAUCAUAAUCUGCCACAACUCUGGAAUCAAUAUCUUGUACAUAGUUUCCUUUACGUGUUAUUUGUUGAAAAUUUGUGGCUUUGCUGACCAAUAAUGAUCUUGAUAGCACAGCCAGCAUGCCUGUCAUCGGUAACGUCUGUCAAGUACAUUUAACUCUCUAUGUCGAUGAGUAGUUUGUUCUCCUAUAAUUCCUCAUAGGCUGUAACAUCUCAGCCAGUCGCUUCGUGGCCAUUCUAACACUGAUAGAGCCAGGGAACGACUGGUUGAAGCGUUGCAGCCGACAUUCAUGUCCUAUAAGAAGAGAGCCAUAAUACCAAAUCAAUGUCCAGUACACCUUCCUUAAAUGUGACUUGCGAGAACUUUCAUCAUUGGGAAAUAUUUUCAACUGUUAAAGUAGGAGAGCGGUGUUGUUUGUUGGGCAUUUGAGUUUGGGAAUUGCAUCUUGGCAGCUGGGAGCCCAGUAGCCUAUCAGUUGGUGCAAACCUCAUUUUCCAAACUUGUUCAGACAGGGAUCCUCAUGGUUUACUGUUAACUAUGAAUUGUCCGUGAAGUUAAAAUUACCUCAUUCAAUCGGCUCAUAUUAUUUGGGCAACUAAAUUCCACGCUCCUGCCAAAAUUUCAUGAUUAAUGCAUUCGAGUUGACAUUUUGGCAAGUUUAAUGUUUGCAAUUUCCAGCAUUUUUGCCGGGUGCUUACAAUCAGUUGAUGAUGACUGAGUACGCCCUUCUACCAAACACAUAAACAGAUGUAAAUUGUGGACCCGAUUGUUACCCAUCGUUAUUUCAAACAUUUUCGCUUCUUUGUCGGAUGUUGGUUGAAAGUGAGAGAUGAUUUUUUUUCAUUUCUGAUAAAAAUCGCUUGGGUUAACAAUUCACAUUGGCUUGACAAGGUAGAAAGGCGUACAUUACAGAAAUGGCCCUCUUUCAUGUUGUCCUUGUUGAUAUGAUGCUACCAAAUUUUAUGUGAAAAUUCUAAUUACGUUUGCACAUACAUACUUGUAUGGUUUUAUUGAGUGGUAGAACUAGAAAUGUUGUUACAAAUGUGUAGGGGCCACGAUUCUCACUAUAUUCAGACAAUUUGAUUAAAAAAAAAAUUUCUAAGCUCCAGUUCCGUUAGCAAGUGGUCAUGUUCAUUUGUUUUUCCUUGUGGCUAAUUGACCGGCUGAAAGAUUAAGAUGGGAAGAUUUUGCAAUUUUUACUCAAUAUUUCCCGAUCCGUUUGAACGGGAACCGAGUGACAGGGGCAGGGUCCGAUGGGGUAUAGGAAACGGUGCCUACAUGAACCCUAUCUGGACAAACGCUGCAUAACACUCGGUUAAGAAUUUUACUAGUCGCGAACUGAAUUUUACAUUUGAAAAUGUACUACUAGAGGACAUAUUGUAAAAUAAUAGAAAAGUAUCAAAUAGUUAUUGUAACCGAGGGAUAAAUCUGUAUAACGUGAAAUAAAACAUAUUUUUUUGUUAUGUAA
This is a messenger RNA of Lineus longissimus, 3358 nucleotides long. Its product is annotated as transmembrane protein 115-like. The coding region runs from base 11 to 1096 and encodes 361 amino acids. The transcript is spliced from 3 exons. Gene Ontology annotation, cellular component: Golgi apparatus; membrane. NCBI's taxonomy places the organism in Eukaryota, Metazoa, Nemertea, Pilidiophora, Heteronemertea, Lineidae. Gene Ontology annotation, biological process: retrograde vesicle-mediated transport, Golgi to endoplasmic reticulum. The record is from RefSeq and is a predicted model, not a curated record.